AUGCCGUUCCGUUCUGCGCACGUCGAGACUGACAUGGCAGAUCCAUACAGGGACUUUCCGCGCCUGAAGCGCCAGACCUUCACCAUGUCCAACAACACAAGCUCAAUAGACGGCGCGGCAGACACGUCGACGACUGCUGCCCCUUCACCCCCCCAGACUACUACUACCGAGGUCACAUCCUCGAGCCCGUCGUCAACGCCCCCUGCACCUCCACCCUCUACUACGUCGACGACAAGCUCGUCGUCAUCGACGGCCCCGCCGCCAGCACCGCCCACGACGUCAACGAGUAGCUCAUCACCCCCACCAGUAGCUCCACCACCAUCGUCAACUACCCCUCCACCUAGUAGUUCGCAAGGAGAAUCAUCAGUCAGCAGCUUACCGCCGGAUGAUGUGACAUCAACGCCACCAUCCACCACCUUCAUAAUCAUUACCGAGACAAGCACCCACCCGGGGGGUACGGGCAGCAUCACUUCGUCAUCGGCAACAUCGACGUCAACUUCGGGCUCUGCCAUCAGUCCCAGUGAUGGCUCAGACGGAGGAGGGCUAAGCAACGGAGGGAAAAUUGCUGUCGCGGUUGUGGUCCCCAUUGCAGCGGUCGCUCUCCUCCUUCUGGCUGGCAUUUUCUUUUGGCGCAAGAGGAAGCAGCGGAAGGAUGCUGAGGAGCAGAGACGGAAGGAAGUGGAGGACUAUGGUUACAACCCGAAUGCCGACCCCACGAUACCAGCAGUUGCCGGAACAGCCUAUGAAAUGAGGGAGGACGGCUCGUCCGGUUACAGAGGCUGGGGCUCUACGCCCAUUGUUGGCUCCACGGGAAGAAAGGCAUCGACGACUAUGUCGGGCGGUGCCGGUGCUUACUCGGACGCGACUUCGCCCACGCGAGCUACUGCAGACACACGGUCUGGGGAGCCGCUGAUGGGCGAUGUGCCCCCUUCGCCCGAGGGCGAGAUUUUGGGGGCGAUGGGUCCGUCGGCCGCCAACAACCGCGCUGACGUGCGUCGCGGCCCCUCAAACGCCUCGUCGUCAUAUAGCGCUGCUGGGCGAUCGGAUGGUUCUGGUGACCCUCCCAUCGGUGUUGCCUACGGAGGCGGCGAUCAGUACUAUGACCAAUACGGCGGCGGAAAUCCAUAUACGGACAAUGGAUAUCCACCCCACCCCGGGCCGAGCGCCUCACCAGUUAUCCGGGACGUGACAGCCAGGAGGAACACACGCAUCGAAAACCCGGCGCAUUAUCCACAACAGACUGCUGGCAUUUCGCAGAAUUUCUGA
Chaetomium strumarium is the source of this 1266-nucleotide messenger RNA. RefSeq lists its product as uncharacterized. The coding region runs from base 1 to 1266 and encodes 421 amino acids. The record is from RefSeq and is a predicted model, not a curated record. The transcript has a single exon. NCBI's taxonomy places the organism in Eukaryota, Fungi, Ascomycota, Sordariomycetes, Sordariales, Chaetomiaceae.